CCAACCGUUUCGCUUCUUAUUUCCUUUUUUGGAUCCUGUCAAGAUGGCGGAUCGUAGGAGGCAGCGCGCUUCGCAGGAUAGCAGCGAGGAGGAUGAGUCCGACUCGCCGCCUGGAAGCGCAGGUUCUUCCCCACGCAGCGGCAGUCACCGCUUUGGCUUAGCCGGAGAGGCAAGCAGCGGAGGUGCUGCUGCUGGUACUGAAAACGUGGAGGCGCCAGUGACGGUGGGAGGUAGCCCGGCCGACUCGGAGUGUGAAAGUGAAGAUGGCAUAGAAGGAGAUGCUGUACUCUCUGACUAUGAAAGUGCUGAGGACUCUGAGGCUGAGGAGGGAGAAUACAGUGAAGAGGAAACAACUAAAGUGGACUUAAAGCGGGACAGAAAUGACACUGAAUUGAGAACAAAAGCAGACAAAGGGGAUGAGAAACCAGAAUCAAAAGGCACAGUUGCAGGCGAAAGGCAGAGUGGGGAUGGGCAGGAAAGCACUGAACAAGUUGAAAACAAGGUUGGUAAAAAACUUCCUAAGCAUCUAGAUGAUGAUGAAGACCGGAAGAACCCAGCAUACAUUCCUCGCAAAGGUCUUUUCUUUGAGCAUGACCUCCGUGGACAGACCCAGGAAGAAGAAGUCCGACCUAAGGGUCGCCAGCGUAAGUUGUGGAAAGAUGAGGGACGGUGGGAACAUGACAAGUUUCGAGAAGAUGAGCAAGCACCAAAAACCAGACAAGAGCUGAUUGCUCUUUAUGGAUAUGAUAUCCGCUCUGCACACAACCCUGAUGACAUCAAGCCCAGGAGGAUGCGCAAACCAAGGUUUGGGAGUCCACCACAGAGAGAACCCAACUGGUCCAGUGAACGACCAAGUAAGCCACCACGACACCAGAGUGUAGACAGUUCUUCUGUGGCACCUCGGACAUUCAUUAAUCGAAACUCAGCAGGGACAGGACGGAUGGCCACUCCAAGGGCAUUCCCCAAACCCAGUGGCUAUAAAGAGACUCGCCCAAGCUAUCGAGCUGUAGAUGUAAAUAGUCAACAUGCGCCUCGCUUCAGUGAACAGUCAAAGCCUGAGAGCAGUUACCGGACCAGACGAUCAGAUCCAAUCCCAGCACGGGAGCCUUCUCCCAAGUCUGAGAUACCACAUACUGAAAAAAGCCCUGUUAAAAAAGAAGAAGUUGUUUUGGAAAAUCAAACUCCACCUGCAGAUGUUCUACAGACACAACCAGAUAGGCCUGUGGAAAAGAAAUCCUAUUCUCGGGCAAGGAGGAGUCGGAACAAAGCAGGCGAGACAGGAAAAUUGGCAGAUGAAAUUCCACCUCCAUCAGGGUUGAUGCCAGCACCAUUAAAAACUGCUGAUAUUAUACCAUCUCCUUCUCCAGCUAAGACUGGUAAUUGGGAGGUGCCUGUUGAGGCAAAUCUGGAUGGUCUUGAACAAGACAUGACUCAGUUGAAUAUGACAGAACAAAACUGGAAUCAAGGGCAACCCCAGUUCAUACAACCACAGGGUAUGCCUAAUCAGAUGCACAUUGGAGCAGCCCCACCUCCUCAGUUCAACAGGAUAGACGACAUGGGGGUUCAAGGUGGGCGUGCAAAGCGCUACUCAUCUCAGCGUCAGAGGCCUGUCCCAGAGCCUGCUCCACCAGUCCACAUAAGCAUAAUGGAAGGGCAUUACUAUGACACAUUACAGUUCCAAGGUCCAAUUUAUACACACGGUGAAAAUCCUCCCCCGCUUCCUCCCCAAGGAGUAAUUGUUCAACCAGAAAUGCAUCUCCCACAUCCAGGAUUACAUCCACAUCAGACACCUGCACCUUUGGCUAACCCUGGCUUAUACCCUCCUCCUGUCUCCAUGCCCCCUGGACAGCAGCCACCACCUCCACCUCCGCAACAGCUGUUAGCACCAACCUACUUCUCCCCUCCUCCUGGAGUAAUGAAUUUUGGCAAUCCCAGUUACCCCUACCCUCCAGGAGCACUUCCACCUCCCCAUCUGUAUCCUAACGCUCAAGCCCAAUCUCAGGUGUAUGGAGGGGUCACCUAUUACAACACAGUCCAGCAACAAGUACAACCCAAACCUUCACCACCCCGAAGAACCUCCCAGCCGGUCACUAUCAAGCCACCCCCUCCUGAGGAUGGCAGAAAUGAAAAAUCCAAAGAAAGGAGCAACAUUUAGAAUUCUGCAUCUUGCUGAUUUCAUAGAGUACCAGAGCUGGCCCUGUGGAAGACAGAAGACAGCUCCUUUGUGGAACCUCUCCUCUCUUUUCCCUUGGUAAUGAAUGAUGCACCUGGGUGCAGAUACUUCUGCUAGGCCAGGCCAUAUCAGUAUCAAAACCGAGGCAAGAUGUCUGUCAGAAGGGUACCAGCAAAAUCAGAUAUCUUUGCAGUCCCUUUUUUUCUGGUACAUCGUUCGAUGGAAGAUUUAUCUGCUCGCUGACAGAGGAGCAGUUCUAUUCCUUUCUAAAUGUGACAGUUUUCAAGUGUCAGGCUAAAACUAUUCAAUGCAUCCCUCUGUUCGUUUCCCAUCUGAUGUACCUGUCCCUCUUUCUUUCUGUUCUGUUUAACUGGCCUUGUUAACUUGAGUUAUAUGAAUUUGUUUUCCUUGGCUGUAUUUUUUUCCCAACAGUACAAUUUUAAAAUAAGUCAUGCUAGGACAAAUUUUUGUUCAUUUCUUGAGAUUGAGAUUAUCGAGGGCAUGGGUCACCUUACCUGAAAACCAUAAUGACAAAAACAUUUGUCAGUUUUUCAGGAAACAAACUUUAGUUCAUAAAGAGACCCAGUGGCAAAGAUCUACUUAACAUUUUUUCUAUGAGCUGUCCCCCCACCAAAUCUUUUACAUGUGCAAGAUUAAGCAUUUAAGUAGUUGGUGCCCUACAAUAACCUUAAAAGAUAGACAUUUCAUGCUCAAACCGAUCUCUGGUGCAUUGUUUAGAAGGCAUAAAAGGUGUUUGCUCCUUGUACAGCACUAUCCGUUCUUCAAAGCUCUAAAUCAGUGUUUCUGAACCAUGGCAACUUUAAGCUGUGUGGACUUCGACUCCCAGAAUUCCCCAUGCUGGCUGAGAAUUCUGGGAGCUGAAGUCCACACAGCUUAGAGUUGCCAAGGUUGAGAAACACUGUUCUAAAUGAUGCCUCACAGUCAGUCUUUUUCUUGCCUGCCUUUGCAGCUUAUGGUUUCCUUGUCAGGCUGCAUGGCUUCCACUCACCUCUUGUAAUCCUCCUAAACUUUGAAUGUACUUAAUUUGCUUACAAAACCAUAUUAGGAAAUGACCACCUUGUAGCCAUUUGGGCAGGCAGAAAUUGAUUGGCAUUGAAUUAACCUUUGGUGAUGUUUUCAGAAGACAUCCUGGAUCUGUCUGCUUUUUUUUUUGGUGCAUGUGUAAAUUCCUGCUUGGGGUGUACCAGGGCCUAUUUUUGUUUUAAAAAAAUUGAUUCUAUUAAUUUUAAAAAGCAAACAAGUUCAGUUAGUGUUUGAAGAAAAGCCCUGUAUGUUGAAAAUAUAUUUGGGGUUUUUUUCUGCCUUAAUGUUUAAAUGUAUUCUUUUAACAUCAGUCUUGAAAUCUUAGACCUAAGGACACUGUGAUAGCUAAUUCUUGUUAAUAAAUAUUUUUUUUUACCUGUUAAAAAA
Messenger RNA from Candoia aspera, 3604 nucleotides. RefSeq names its product CASC3 exon junction complex subunit (gene CASC3). Lineage: Eukaryota; Metazoa; Chordata; Lepidosauria; Squamata; Candoiidae. The transcript has 14 exons. Bases 44 to 2155 code for a protein of 703 amino acids. Gene Ontology annotation, molecular function: mRNA binding. Gene Ontology annotation, cellular component: exon-exon junction complex. The record is from RefSeq and is a predicted model, not a curated record. Gene Ontology annotation, biological process: mRNA processing.